GUUUUCUUCAGUUCUCAAGACAGAUGUUCACCAACACAUGCAGACGGAGAGACGACAUGAGACUAACGGAGAAAACACCCUCAGAUGUGAUUGACAGGAGACUUUCAGACACACGAGUGGAGCUGGACGGUGACGGUAGACACUUAACAUAUCACUAGAACACGCAAUCCAUGUCUUUAUAUGAAAUAAACAUGUGCUAAUGUCGAUUUUAAGAUACUUCUAAAGUAAAGCUUCAUCUCAUUUGGGAUAUUUCCGUCACAUCUUCACACGCACACGCAACACGUCGUCACGUCACAUUGUGUCAUUGAAUAGGUUAAUAAUGUAAAGUACAUCGGCAGAAUCUCUCUCAUCCUGUCCGGCUCUGACGAUGCGUCUGACGUCAUAUUCACAAACCUGAAGAAGAUGAAGAAGUGUUUUGUGCUGCGUUCGUGUCUUCUGCUCUCUCUGUUGUGUAUCUGCGCUCACAUCUACGUGGAGUUUAAAGACUUUUGGCUGAAGAUCUGGAUGAAGGCGGUGCCCUCGUACCUCACACGCCACAGGAGCGUUGCCAAGACAACAUCUGCUUCCAGUGAUGCUGCGUCCACAUGCUGUCCAGCGGUGAAACAUCACAGAAAGGCUCAUCGAUGGAAGAUCGCUCUUGAACCAUGGGCCGCUGCGACACACAACCUGGAGGAAGAAGCAAACAGAUUCAUCAAAUACAUCUCCACACCAAAGGUGUCCUGUGAGAGACGUGUGUCCUGGAUGUUUGACCGAGAUGACGAGCGGGGGUCAUGGGUUCUGUGUCUGGACAGCAGAUUCAGUCUGUAUCAGCGCAUCGACUCGAAACACUGCAGAGUUUACUCGCUCAGACUGGGAUCGGAGGAUGAUGGUCUGGAGCGCUCUUUGGCCGUCUCGGGGUGUGAGGUUCAUUGUUUUGAUCCCAGUAUCAGAGGAGCACACCUGCAGGACUCACACAUGUGGUUUCACAAACUCUCUGUAGACUGGAGAGACCCCAACCCGGCCGGACACAAACACAGCAACACCAAAAAACUCGCCACCAUCCUUAAUGACUUCGGCCACAGACAGGUGGACGUGCUGAAGUUAGACAUGGAAAGUGCCGAGUGGAAGAUUCUGGAGAACUUGAUCCUUGAAGACGUUUUGGGUUCGAUCGGUCUGCUGCUUCUAGAGGUGCACCUGCACUGGGCGGGGUUUGAAGUGGGCGGAGACGAGCCCUCGGUGGUUCGCUAUUGGUUCAGUCUGUUGAGGGAGUUGGAGCGCGCUCACUUCCUCCUGUAUCACAGCUACAGCGACCCGACGAAACCUCACGUGUUCUUACAGCGGAACUUCCAGAACACCAGCAGCUCUUAUAUACUGGGCUGGGUGAACACUCACUUCUCACCACACACAUAACCAGCACACCCUGAAGAUAUAAAACACUCCGUAAUGACAACACAACGUCUUCUCGGGAGGUUAGAGAACUGUGCAUGGAAAGAUUUCAGUGCAUCUGUAACCGGUCCCACUCGCACCGCUCUGCGCGGGCCUCGAACCGGCGUCGGUCCGGAUGGGAGACGGCGCUCUGACGAGGAGGCUAAAGACCACUAGCGUCUGUCGCUAGAGCGUCUCUGUUGGUCGGGGAGUGAGGUUUACACACCGCACAGCUCUUCACUCGCUGGCCUCCGUUACACAUCUAUAGCCAGGUUUCCAUUACCCUUCAAAGUGCGCAAAUUGAAAAAGCGCAUUGAAAACACGCCCAAUGAAAACGCGUCAAUUUCGCAAUUUCAGGCAAUACGAUAAAGGCAUAUUUCGCAAAUCUGUAAUGGAAAUCUGUUUUAGGAUGACACACUGUAUGUUGCCUAUGUAGGGAGCACAGAACAGUCUGAACAUAAUAGAAACUAAAGUUGAUUGAGAACAAACCAAAUAUUGCAUGAUCACUCACAUUCACAUAAUGUGAAAAAGCAUAUCCUUUAUGUGUAAUACAAAGUUGUUUUGAUUUUACCGUCUUUUUUUCCAGAAGCUGUCAUCUGCUAUUAAGAUUGUGUUUCCACUACAUCACACGAGCUUGUAAUAACAUAAAACCUCAAUCUAAGAUACCAAGUUUGAUCUGCUCUUCACAAAGGUUAUAUGACUUAUACAAGUGUCACACCUGUAGGACAAUUUUGUGUAAAGAAUAAAUACAAAUAAUUCAUGACGUUAUGUGAUAUUAAUAUUUAACCCUGUCAUCAUUCGUAAAUCUCAGAUUAAAAUAUAUCAACAAUUCUAUCCCAAUAGUCUUUAGUAAGAAAAUAUGUCACUUUUAUCAAUAAAACCACUA
Messenger RNA from Triplophysa rosa, 2290 nucleotides. It is a transcript of the gene mettl24, whose product is annotated as methyltransferase like 24. The transcript has 5 exons. NCBI's taxonomy places the organism in Eukaryota, Metazoa, Chordata, Actinopteri, Cypriniformes, Nemacheilidae. The record is from RefSeq and is a predicted model, not a curated record. The coding region runs from base 403 to 1389 and encodes 328 amino acids.